GUCCAAGAUGGCGGCGCCCUGUAGGCUGGAGGGACUGUGAGGUAAACAGCUGAGGGGGAGGAGACGGUGGUGACCAUGAAAGACACCAAGUUGACAGCACUGGAAACUGAAGUACCCAUUGUCCCCAGAACAGUCUGGUAGUGGCACCAAUGAAGAGGCCUCAGAGUCUUUAACACACGUCCUGGACCCGGCACAGCCCAUUAGUGUAAGAUAAUGGCCCAACAAGCAAAUAUCGGGGAUCUCCUCUCCAUGCUGGAUUCUCCCGUGCUGAGUGUGCGUGAUGACGUAACAGCUGUCUUUAAAGAGAACCUCACUUCUGACCGUGGUCCAGUGCUUGUAAACACCUUGGUGGAUUAUUACCUGGAAACCAGUUCUCAGCCGGUGUUGCACAUCCUGACUACCUUGCAGGAGCCGCAUGAUAAGCACCUCUUGGACAAAAUGAAUGAAUACGUGGGCAAAGCGGCCUCCCGGUUAUCCACCCUCUCGUUGCUGGGCCACGUCAUAAGACUGCAGCCAUCUUGGAAGCAUAAGCUCUCUCAAGCACCUCUUUUGCCUUCUUUACUAAAAUGUCUCAAGACGGACACCGAUGUCCUCGUCCUCACAACAGGCGUCUUAGUGUUGAUAACCAUGCUACCCAUGAUUCCACAGUCAGGGAAGCAGCACCUUCAUGAUUUCUUUGAUAUUUUUGGCCGUCUUUCGUCAUGGUGUCUGAAGAAACCAGGUAGAGAUCUCUGCCAUGUGACAGAAGUCUAUCUUGUCCAUCUCCAUGCCAGUGUUUAUGCUCUCUUUCAUCGCCUUUAUGGAAUGUACCCUUGCAACUUUGUCUCCUUUCUACGUUCUCACUACAGUAUGAAGGAAAACUUGGAGACUUUUGAAGAAGUGGUCAAGCCAAUGAUGGAGCAUGUGCGAAUUCAUCCGGAAUUAGUGACUGGAUCCAAGGACCAUGAACUGGACCCUCGAAGGUGGAGGAGAUUAGAAACACAUGAUGUUGUAAUAGAGUGUGCCAAAAUCUCUCUGGACCCUACAGAAGCCUCAUAUGAAGAUGGCUAUUCUGUGUCUCACCAAAUCUCAGCCCGCUUUCCUCAUCGGCCAGCUGACGUCACCGCCAGCCCUCAUGUUGACACGCAGAAUAGCUAUGGGAGUGCAACUUCUACCCCUCACUCCAUUUCUCGGCUGACAUUGUCAAAUACGCCAGGGCAGCUACCUCAGACUCUGAGUUCCCCACCGACACGGCUGUUAACUGAGCCGCCACAAGCUACUCUUUGGAGCCCAUCUAUGGUUUGUGGUAUGACCACUCCUCCAACUUCUCCUGGAAAUGUCCCACCUGAUCUGUCACACCCUUACAGUAAAGUCUUUGGUACAACUGGUGGAAAAGGAACUCCUCUGGGAACCCCAGCAACCUCCCCUCCUCCAGCCCUGCUCUGCCAUUCAGAUGAGUAUGUGCACAUUUCACUCCCGCAGGCCACCACUACACCUGCCAAGAAGGAAGAGAGAACAGAUUCUGCAAGACCUUGGCUACAUAGGCAACAUCACCUUCCGAAUGACAGAGGACCAGAAGAGCUACCUGGCAGCAAAGGUUCUGUCACUCUAAGUGAUCUUCCAGGGUUCUUAGGUGACCUGGCCUCUGAAGAAGAUAGUAUUGAAAAAGAUAAAGAAGAAGCGGCAAUAUCUAAAGAACUCUCUGAGAUCACGACGGCCGAUGCUGAGCUCCUGGUUCCUCGAGGAGGUUUUGACUCUCCCUUCUACCGGGACAGUCUCCCGGGCUGUCCGCGCAAGACCCAUUCAGCCGCCUCCGGUCCUCAGGGCACCAGUGCGAACCCUGAGCCUUUAAACUCCUCCCUGGACAAGCUCGGGCCUGACACACCAAAGCAAGCCUUCACUCCCAUAGACCUGCCCUGUGGAGGCUCCGAGGAAGGCCCUGUCGGGAACAGGGGGCGCCAGGCUUCUCUGGAGACCAGUAUCCUCACUCCCAGCCCUUGUAAAAUUCCACCUCCAAGGGGAGCAGGCUUUGGAAGUGGGCAGCCUCCCCCAUACGAUCAUCUUUUUGAGGUGGCAUUGCCAAAGACCGCCCAUCAUUUUGUCAGCAAGAAAACCGAGGAACUAUUAAAGAAAGCAAAAGGAAAUGCCGAGGAAGACUCUUGGCCCUCUACCUCCCCAGUGGAAGUGCUGGACAGGCUGAUCCAGCAGGGAGCAGAUGCGCACAGCAAGGAGCUGAACAAGUUGUCUUUACCCAGCAAGUCUGUCGACUGGACCCACUUUGGAGGCUCUCCUCCCUCAGAUGAGAUCCGCACUCUCCGUAACCAGUUGCUUUUACUGCACAACCAGUUACUCUAUGAACGUUUUAAGAGGCAGCAGCAUGCUGUCCGGAACAGGCGGCUCCUCCGCAAGGUGAUCAAGGCAGCGGCUCUGGAGGAGCACAAUGCUGCUAUGAAAGACCAGUUGAAGUUACAAGAGAAAGACAUCCAGAUAUGGAAGGUUAGUCUGCAGAAAGAACAAGCCAGAUACAGUCAGCUUCAGGAGCAGCGAGACACAGUGGUGACCCAGCUCCACAGCCAGAUCAGACAGCUGCAGCAUGACCGAGAAGAAUUCUACAACCAGAGCCAGGAAUUACAGACAAAGCUGGAGGACUGCAGGAACAUGAUUGCGGAGCUGCGCCUGGAAUUGAAGAAGGCCAACAGCAAGGUGUGUCACACCGAGCUGCUGCUCAGUCAGGUUUCUCAGAAGCUCUCAAACAGUGAGUCAGUCCAACAGCAGAUGGAGUUCUUGAACAGGCAGCUGUUGGUUCUUGGAGAGGUCAACGAGCUGUAUUUGGAACAACUGCAGAACAAGCAUUCAGACACCACGAAGGAAGUGGAAAUGAUGAAAGCUGCAUAUCGGAAAGAACUAGAAAAAAACAGAAGCCACGUUCUCCAGCAGAAUCAGAGGCUCGAUACCUCCCAGAAACGGAUUUUGGAACUGGAAUCUCAUUUGGCCAAGAAAGACCACCUUCUUUUGGAACAGAAGAAAUAUUUAGAGGAUGUCAAACUCCAGGCAAGAGGACAGCUGCAGGCCGCAGAGAGCAGGUAUGAAGCUCAGAAAAGGAUUACCCAAGCGUUUGAAUUGGAGAUCUUAGAUUUAUAUGGCAGGUUGGAGAAAGAUGGCCUCCUGAAAAAACUUGAAGAAGAAAAAACAGAAGCAGCUGAAGCAGCAGAAGAAAGGCCCGACUGUUGUAAUGAUGGCUGCUCGGAUUCUGUAAUAGGGCACAAUGAAGAGGCAUCUGGCCACAACGGUGAGACCAAGCCCCCCAGACCUGGCAGCACCCGGGGCAGUAGUGGAAGUAGAGGCGGCGGAGGCAGCAGCAGCAGCAGUGAGCUUUCUACCCCGGAGAAACCCCCAAACCAGAGGGCAGGGCCGUUCAGUAGUCGGUGGGAAACUGCCGUGGGCGAGCCCUCUACCAGCAUCCCUACGACUGUUGGCUCACUUCCCAGUUCGAAAAGCUUCCUGGGCAUGAAGGCUCGAGAGCUAUUUCGUAAUAAGAGUGAGAGCCAGUGUGAUGAGGACAGCAUGACCAUCACUAGCCUUUCUGAGACCCUAAAGACAGAACUGGGCAAAGACUCAGGUAUGGAAGCCAAGACUCCCCUGAACCUAGAUGGCCCGUAUCCAUCUCCCCCAAACCCGGACAGUGUGGGACAGCUCCAUAUCAUGGACUACAAUGAGACUCAUCAUGAACACAGCUAAGGAUGAUGGUCAAUCAGUGUUAACUUGCAUAUUGUUGGCAUAGAACAGGAGGUGUGAAUGCACGUUUCAAAGCUAUCCUAUUUCCAGGGUCUGAGUGGCUAGCUCACGCAGUGGAAAUGGGGUGGAGGUCUUUUUGACAGUUGACUGAAUGCAGAAUGGUUUUUGGAUCUGGCAUUGAAAUGCCUCUUAACCUUCCCCUCAGCCCACCCAAAACCUCUCUCUCAUUUACCUAGCAGUGUGUACUAAUCCGAGGGCCAGUUUGUGUUCCUCAGUAGCUUUAUUUUCUUCCUUUUCUCCCAAAAUGGUUGCGUCCUUCAAACCUGUGCAAUAUGAGGCCAAAUUGAAUCUUUGAGUCUAACACACCACUCUCCUUUCCUGAAACUGAGGUAACUGGGUUGGCUCUCCAUUAGCCCAGGUAAUUGGUGGCGUUGCAGGUAAGUCUGAUUUUGUCCCUUUUUAGGAGGAUGUAGCAUGCAAAGCUGAUCAUCUUCACGUGAAAGUUUUUUACAUGAGACAUUUUCACUGCUUUUGGUUCUGAAGUUCAGUGUCUAAAGCAGCAGAUCUAGAAAAACAAUGGUUUAUUCACCCUUACAUUCUUUUGGCGGUUCUGAUAAGCUUGCUAGAAAGAUCUGUGUGAACAAACGUGUGUUGUUUGAAGAGUCUGGAGCUGGCAUUGUGGAGACCAUAAUCCUCUUUGGGAAUGCUUUGUCCCCCUUCCCCACUACCUCUUAUUUAUUUGGGGUUUGCUCGAAAGCUGGUACUGUUCUGACUGCAGGCUGCUGUGUGGGUGGUGGGCCCUCUUGGCAGGAGGGAAGGACGGUGACUGGAGCAGUUACUUGAGAAGUACUUGUGGAUGAGGAGCUGCCCUUCCUGGCUCGGCUGUGCCAGCUGAGCCUUGUGGUUAAGCUCCUCCAUCUGUCUGCCUCCCUUUGUGUUCCCAUGCGCCUCUGUGUAUGUCAGCUUCUUUGUGACACUGCAGCAGAAAGGCUCUGAAGGCCCAAAGACUCUCCUCAAAGUUGACAUGACCAAUGUUUCUCAGGCUGUUAGAGUUGUCUCACUGUAGUAGGUUCUAGGCCACCAAAAAGGUAACAGCUUUUUCACACCAAUUCUAACUUUCAGGGGCUGACUCUCCAGGGAGCUCAAAGCUCUACCCUCCCAAAUGUUAGGAAUGGUAGAGCAUUUUAAAGCAGAGUCUUGGAGAGUGUUGGCAAAGGCUGGCUGCCAUGGACCCACUGGGCUGCCCACAUGCACUCAUGAGAGGUGACACAAGUCUGGACACUGGCAGUGGCAGAGAAUCUGAACUCAGCAAAUGCUCCUGAAAUAAAUGCUAGAAGCCUAAGAAUUAUUGCCUAGUGUUCCAGCUGAGGCGAGGAGAGACUGGUAGGAAAGAGCUGAUGAACUUGGUUUUUCUCUUUCUAUUCUUUUAGUUAAAAGUAUAGAAGGGUUCAGCCAUGAAGAGGGAAAGACAAACUGUGAUGGUACGAAAUCUUACUGCAUAUGGAAGCUUCCAGCACGUGAGGGUAAAAGUCUCUUUUUUUAACUAUGGCAAUAAAUAUUCUAGUAUUCCUAACAAAGGGAUACUAGAUAAUGAGAGACUCCCUGUCACCAAGGCUGUACUGACAGAAGACCUCCUUGGGACAGGAUUUUCGGGUGUGACUGACUGAUUCCCAGCCUGAGGGAGGCUGUGGACCUGACUGCUCUCAGCCCAGCACAGCACCAGCAAUUGCUGCUGGAUGCCCAGUGUGGGGUAUUAACAACACCACACGUUUAAUUCAGCUUUGUCCAAAGGAAAGCUUAAAAUCGAACACAUUUUAGUUUCCUAGUUCAGUUUUAGAAAAGGAAAACAUGAACAAAUUCAGAAAGGGAAAAAAGUGUUUCAGGCUAACUAUUGAAAUCAGUUCUAAAUGAUUUCCCCCUCCACAAGCCCAAGAGAUCUGUGCCACAGAGCAAAGAUACCAGGCGCUUAAGUCAAAGCCUUUUCCCUGACCAGCUGGCAAAGGCAAGGAGGCCAAUGCAAAGAAAGAAAAAAACAGGCAGAUUGCAAAAAUACAGGGAAGGAGAAGGCAGUGUGGUGAAGUGGACUGAGGCCUGGGCUGGAGGUUCCAUGGGCAGGUAAAACCACCAUCCCUCUGGCCUGGGUGUCUGUUUGCUGACCCGGAAGAGCUGCACUCAGCUUCCUUUGGGUUCUAGGAGGCCAUGGGUUUUAUUCAGCCAAGACUUGGGGGUUAGGGCCUGGAGUCUUGUGGAUGUUACCAACCUAAAAAUUUAGGCUUUAUGUUGCAAAGGACUCGAGUUAGUAGUAAGGUUUGGUCUGGUUUUGAAAAUGAUAAACCUGCCAAGAGUGGACAGGACUUGAUUAUCCUGUAGCAAGUAUUUUUAAGGAUGGAAAGGUGAUAGUAGAGGAGCUCCUGAGAGAGAACUCAGGUCUGGGAAUCGGCAGGACAAAGGCAUUAGAGCAGUUAGCUUUACAGGCAGGUCCUGUCUUGAGACUGAUUAAGCAGCAUGGUAUUCCUAAAUGUCAGGAUUGGAUAGCCUCUGUCCAAAGUCACUCUGAGCAAGCUUCCCUGCCUCAGAGCCGUUUGACCAAUGUCUGUAACUUACCCUGAUCCCCACCUGACACUAACCAGGGUUAGCACAGACCCUGAGAAGAUUGGAGUCUGCUUCUUGGGCAGCAUGAAGUUUGUUUAAAAAGGAGCACUACAAUUUAUUUGGGGGGUGGGGGGAGGGGUGCAGCAGAAGGAGGAGGGGUAGAAGAAGAUGGCAGCCUGGUCUCCAGAGAGAAAAUGAGUUCCCGAAUCUACUACAGGUAAAUCAGCAAGUGGACCUCCAGCACACAGAAUGUUGGUGAAUUUUUAAAAAGCUUGAGACAAGGCUCUGCCAUAAAGUCCACAUAGAUUAUUACUGUGGGAUUGGAAGAAGUAUCUGGUUCUGAAUACAAAAACUGACUGAAAUCCAAAGGUAGGAAAGAAAGGUCAUUUCUUGGGUCAAGAAGUUUUAAAAGGUCUCCUUGGAGAUGAGUGCUAAGACUAGCAAGGUGGCUGAGGAGACAUGACCUCCCUAGGUUUGUCAGCAGAGAUUUUCAGGAGAGAAAACUGCCUAGCCUUUGGGAAUAAGCUGCUGAAGGUUCUUAUUAGGCUCUUUAAGUGGAGAGAGAAAUGAUAAAUAAGCUACUUUGUGAGCCAGAAUGUGUGUACUGUGUUUAGGGGGAAAUAGUCUGAAUUUUUCUUAAAAAGUAAACUGUUACAAUCCAGGAAAAGGUCCUGGAAGCCACUGACAGUUGGAAAAAUUAGCCCAUCAUGCCACCGUGGCCAAAGAGGCCAGCACCUCACUGGGCAAAAUCAGGGCAACAGGAAACAACUCCAGACUCUGGGCUGUUCUCGUUUACAGCACAUGUAGUUUCCGGUGUUUCUGUUGAGAAAGGUAAAACUCUAGCAGUUGUGUAGAAGAGGAUGAAUGAAAUGAUCGUGGCAAUGAGUGGAUUUGUAUGAGCUGGACCACGGAGGUUCAGACUCACAGUUAAGAAUAAAAAAAUUGGGUGUUUCUGUGUAGAGAACAUAACAGAUGUGCUGUGACUAGCCAAUGUGAAUUUUCACCAAAUACUAGAACAUACCACUUGAAGCCAGAAAGAGAUAACUGAAGAACAAAUGGAAGAAAGUACUCUGUGAAGAUACACAGUUUUUCUAACUGAAGGCACUAAGAGGUGGUAGAAAGUAUGAACAGGUUUAAGGAGGGUUUGAGCAGAGUGAAGGCUCAGUCCAGGACUGCAGUCGAGGUGGAGUGCCACCUACCUUUUGCAGAUACUCUGAGAGGCCAGCCCUCUGCAGAGUGGUCCUGGGAGAAGCCUGAUCCCACCCCGGAGUGUACAUCUCACAUGGGGAAGAAAGCUGUCCUUUGUGAAAUGAUCCAAGUCAGCACCCCUUACUCUGCCGCAUUUUCACUCUUGGAGGUACAUGCUCUACGACUGACUGGCAAUGAGUAUGGGAAAACGUAUCCAGUCUGAAGAUGUCUGUGUAUCUGUUUACAUCCAGAGUUCUGUGACAUGUGCCCCUGCCCUCCCCUCCCCUGGACCGCUGCCAAGGAAUUGAUUGCACUUGAUUAAGCUUUUCUCUGUAGGUGAAAGAACAAGUUUAGGUCGGGGCCUGGCCCCUCGGCUGCUGCUGUGACCCUUGUCCCCAUGUGGCUCAUUUCCUGGCCCAUGACUCUGGUGUGCCCAGGGAGAGCGGUGUUGCCACCUUUUCCACACUGUCCUGCAGUCUGUGUAUGUUCGCCUGAGAGAAGAGUGGCUGUAACUACAAGUGAAACCUGCCUGGGAUAGUCGAGCACCUGCACCCACGACUGCUUUUGGCCUUGAAAUGAGUUAAUGAAGACAGAGGAACUUUCUCCCCUCUUCCCUUCCCAAUGCCACAAAGUUGUGCAUCCUCUGGGAUAAGUAGGCUAGUUGAAACAUGGGACUAGAUCUUUUAGAGAAGACCCCUGCGAGUUUUGAGACCCCACCCCCCGACCAACCCCUCCUCCCUUCCCCCACCUUGAUGCAGUGUUUGGACAGGAGGGUACGGUGCUGCUUCAUGCAGCAGAUACUUUGGCUUAUCAAAGAGGCAGCCAGGCAUUUUGCACUAGGAGGAAUCAGUGAUCACUUUUCAGAAGACUUCUAUGGACCACAAUUAUAUUGCGGAGGAACAGAUUUUGCUAAGACAUAAUCUAGUUUUAUAACUCAAUCAUGGAUCAACCAUAUGUGGCUAACUUGCAGUUUAAAAGGGUCCCAUCAGUGAAAAACAGAUUUUUUUUUAACUGACUGCUUUUAGUUAAAUUUAAGAAAGUCAUCUCUUGUCAAAAGGUUUCAACCUUCCCGCCUCAACUUAAAAGCAUGUCAAACAAUCCACAUCAGAUGCCAUAAACAUGAACUGCGAGAGAAAAUGGUACAAUCUUAGUGAAUGGGAAUUGGAAUCAAAAGGGUUUGCUGUCCUUCUUAGAAUGUUCUAAAAUGUCAAGGCAGUUGCUUGUGUUUAACUGUGAACAAAUAAAAAUUUAUUGUUUUGCACUACUC
Messenger RNA from Equus quagga, 8761 nucleotides. It is a transcript of the gene TSC1, whose product is annotated as TSC complex subunit 1. Lineage: Eukaryota; Metazoa; Chordata; Mammalia; Perissodactyla; Equidae. Gene Ontology annotation, cellular component: TSC1-TSC2 complex. The transcript has 23 exons. The record is from RefSeq and is a predicted model, not a curated record. Gene Ontology annotation, biological process: negative regulation of cell population proliferation; regulation of cell cycle; negative regulation of TOR signaling. The coding region runs from base 214 to 3717 and encodes 1167 amino acids.